This is a messenger RNA of Penaeus indicus, 1514 nucleotides long. RefSeq names its product myosin-10-like. The record is from RefSeq and is a predicted model, not a curated record. Bases 110 to 1501 code for a protein of 463 amino acids. The transcript is spliced from 8 exons. Lineage: Eukaryota; Metazoa; Arthropoda; Malacostraca; Decapoda; Penaeidae.
GAAAAAUUAUUUGUAAACAGUGAAAAUUGUGGGAAAUUCGGAUUGUGUGACACCUCUUGUCAGAAAUUCGUUCCUUCUAUGAAUUAAGAGGUCUGCAUCAGAGCAAGCCAUGGAGCCGCGCCGAUCAAGUCGGCCUGUGAUCAAGCCGGUAAAGUUCUGGGAUUUUGAAAAGCCUGACUUUUCAAAGACUGAGCAAAUUUCGUACAGCAUCUCAGAACUUACAAGAACGUUUGUGCGUCCUAAUUCAUCCGCUAAACCCAAGAAGCAGUCCCAGGUCAGUGGGGUAAAUCAGGAGAAUCUGAAUCCCAAAAAACACACAUCCAAGAAGACUGCUGAGUCAGCGAAGCCUCGUAAACACCAGAGGGUGAAGAGCCGUUCGGAAGAUACAAAAACCUUGAAGAAAAGAAAUGACAAGACAAGCCCAUCAAAAACAAGUCUAAAAUCAACCAGCAACCAUGAUGCAACACCUCUGCCUCAAGAGAAAGCUUUAGCAAGAAGGAAACUUGUCAAAGAUUUUAAAAGGAAAAUAAAAAAUCACCAUAGCACACUUCAGACUACAGCCAACUCAACAAUGUGCACUGUUUCAGUAAUGAAUGCCACAGAUAUAAGCCGGCGGAGUGGGAGGGUGAGAGUGAAGCCUCUGGAGUUUUGGAACUUCGAGAAGAUUGAAGUGAAGAAGUCCGACGACGGCCAAGUGCAAGUGAUAAGCCACAAGCAGGAUAUUGUGGAGACGCGGAGGAGGAAACCGUGGGAAAUGAUGGAAUCGGCAGCAGCUCCUCCUCUUCCCCCACCCGUCCCUAAGCGGGGGAUUGCGACUCCGAGCAAGGACGCGAGCCCCCAAAAGAGGAGAAAGAGCGAAGAUACUCCAGAAGAAAAUGAUGUUGAUAAAAGAAGAAAAGAUCCCCAAAAAGUGGUUGAAGAAGACAGAGAACAAGUUGAGGCUGAAGAAGCUAUAUCAGAAAACUUGAAGGAAAAGAUGACAACUGUAAAAGACAUUGGGAAGGAACAAGAGAGGAAAGACGAUGAAAGUGGAAGUGAGGACAACUUGCAAGAAGAGAAGAGAGAGGAAUCCAAAAGUAAAGAAGGAGAAAGAAUAACAGAAGAGACAUCUCAUGAAGAAUCUCCGGAGAAGAGCUUGCAAGUGAUGAAAUUCAAGGACCUUUAUUUCCUGCACUACCUGAUGAAUGACUGCAACUGCUUCUUGGCCAAGAGCUACGAGGACCCCAGGCGUGGGGUGUUUGCUGGCUUCGUUUUCUUGGAGGGGGGCAGUCUCCUGUGGCAGGCCAAGAAGGACAUGUUUAUUAAGGUCAUUAGCGGACGUGGAACACUGAAGAUGGUGAACACGGAGACGAUGGAAGGAAUACAUGUGCCACUGAUAAAUAAAGAAAGUGCUACUAUUACUACAGGCACAAAAGCAGAAAUCAUCAAGGACCGAAGGUGUAAGAUGUUCAAGUUCUUUGUUGAAAUAAGGAGUUCAAAUUUGAAAAGGAGAAAUGACUAGUUUGAAAACACAU